Molecule: messenger RNA, 5370 nt
Organism: Mobula hypostoma (lesser devil ray)
Lineage: Eukaryota; Metazoa; Chordata; Chondrichthyes; Myliobatiformes; Myliobatidae
Gene: phf14
Product: PHD finger protein 14
Exons: 19
Coding region: 97-2820 (907 amino acids)
Biological process (GO): regulation of transcription by RNA polymerase II
Source: RefSeq, a predicted model, not a curated record
CACCCAUGCCCCCGCCAGAGUCGCCAGUCGAUGUGAGGGGGCGGCGCUUCAGGUAGCGCGAGCCGCGGCCUAGGCGACAGAGGCGGCAGUUGAACGAUGUCCUGGAAAGAAGAGAGCGAUGCGGCCAUGAAAAGCAUGUUUGAACGUGGUCCAAAGAAGAGACAAGUGAAAACACUAGCAACUUCCCUUCUGGAAGCAUUAGAUUAUGACAGCUCUGAUGACAGUGACUUUGAAGUGGGAGAUGCUUCAGAUUCUGAUGGCAGUGGGGAAAGUGCUGGUAAGGACAGUGAAGAAGGUUCGGAGAGUGAGGGAGGACAAAAUGGCAGUGAGGAAGACUCAGAGCAGGAUAAAAAGGAUACCAUUGAUGAAAAGAUAGUUGAAUGCAAGGAUGAACAGGCAGAAGAACCUGUAAUCAAAGAAGAAACUGAAAAUGAAACCAGUCAGAAGAAAACUAAAGAAUCCAUGGAUGAUGUUGCGCCAGAUGAAUCAAACGAUGGACAAAAGAAAUGGAAUCUACGUAAAAAGAGAACAAUGCUUGACAUGAUAUCAGUGGAAGAAUUGAAUGGGUUCGAUGAUUAUGACAGUGAAGAUGAUAAUGAUUGGCGGCCUUGUGAGAAAAAGAAAGGAAAAGGUGUAAAUGAUGAUGAUGAUGAAGGUGGAGGUGAGGAUGAUAUCAGUGACAGUGAUGAGGGCAAUCCUGAUGAUGAAGAUAGCAGCAGUGCGAGUGAGGAUGAUAAGCGAAUUAGAAGAAAAAACAGGCCAUCUAAUCGAAAUGCUGCCAAGACAGAAGGAACGACUGACAGUUUUCUGUCCCAGAAUAAGAAUUAUGAGGAUUCCUUUUCAACAGACCGAGACCAAAACUUCAGUUCUCAGAAAAUGGACUUUGUACAGAUUUGCUGUGUUUGUCUUGGAGAUAACAGUGAAGAUGCAGAUGAAAUUGUCCAGUGUGACAAUUGUGGAGUAACUGUACAUGAAGGUUGCUAUGGUGUUGAUGGAGAAAGUGACUCCAUAAUGAGUUCUGCCUCUGAAAACUCGACAGAACCUUGGUUUUGUGAUGCUUGCAAAUGUGGUGCGACACCCAGUUGUGAAUUAUGCCCGAACUUAGACGGAAUUUUUAAAGAGACAGAUGCUGGAAGGUGGGUUCACGUAGUUUGUGCUCUUUAUGUUCCUGGUGUGGCAUUUGGAGAUAUAGAUAAACUUCGCCCUGUUACUCUUACAGAAAUGAACUAUUCAAAGUAUGGUGCUAAGGAAUGUAGCUUAUGUGAAGAUAUACGAUUCGCUCGAACUGGAGUUUGCAUAAGUUGUGAUGCUGGUAUGUGUAGAGCAUAUUUCCAUGUCACCUGUGCGCAGAGAGAAGGACUGCUUUCUGAAGCAGCUGCUGAAGAGGAUAUAGCUGAUCCAUUUUUUGCAUAUUGCAAACAGCACGCUGACAAAUUUGACAGAAAGUGGAAACGAAAGAACUAUUUAGCUUUGCAGUCAUACUGUAAAAUGACCUUGCAAGAGCGAGACAAGCAUGUUGCCCCCGAAGCUCAGGCCCGCAUUACUACAAGGCUACAGCAAUAUCGUGCUAAAGUGGAGUUAGCUCGCAGCACCAAACCCAAUGCAUGGGUUCCCAGGGAGAAGUUGCCACGACCACUCACCAGCAGUGCCUCGGUGAUACGCAAGCUUAUGCGGAAAGCUGAACUGAUGGGAAUUAGCACCGACAUUUUCCCUGUAGACACUUUAGAUACCAGCUCCAGUGUGGAUGGCAGGAGAAAGCACAAACAACCGGCCUUGACUGCUGACUUUGUGAAUUAUUAUCUUGAGAGGAACAUGCGGAUGAUGCAGAUACAAGAGAAUAUUUGUGAACAAAAGAACCUGAAAGAUAAACUUCAAAAUGAACAGGAAUCUCUUCAUGUAGAAUACAACAAGUUGUUUGAAUCUCUAGAAAACCUGAGAGACAAGAAUGGUAAAUUACGUCGGGAGGGGCAAAUGCUGUGGAGUACACUCAGUAAUAUAGUUGGACAGAAAUUGAAUUUCCCUGUGAUUUUGCGUACACCUAAAGAAAGACGACCGAGUAAAAAGGAUGGAGGAACUUUAAAAUCAUUGGCACCUCCUGCAGUAUUGUACAGCUGUGGAAUUUGUAAGAAGAAUCAUGACCAACACCUCCUUGUUUUGUGUGACACUUGCAAACUCUAUUAUCAUCUUGGUUGUUUAGAUCCCCCCCUCACCAGGAUGCCCAAAAAGACCAAAAACAGUUACUGGCAAUGUUCAGAAUGUGACCAAGCAGGGAGUAGUGAUCUAGAGGCAGACAUCACGAUGGAAACUUUACCAGAUGGGACCAAGAGAUCAAGGAGACAGAUUAAGGAGCCUGUCAAAUUCACUCCAUUGGAUAUUGUGAUUGAACCAAAGAAGAUCAUGAACAAAAAUAUGAGAAGUAAAGGGCAGAAACGAAAAAGAGGUACCAGCUCGGAUGGCGAAAAGGCUGAGGAACCAAUUCCUCCUAGAACAAGACGGCGACGGCAGACCUCAUUACAGAAAAGACCAAAAUCUGAAGACCUGAGGACAGAAUGUGCUACCUGCAAGAAUCCUGGAGACAAUGAAAAUUUAGUCAGAUGUGAUGAAUGCAGACUUUGUUACCACUUUGGUUGCCUCGAUCCACCCCUGAAGAAAUCCCCAAAGCAGACAGGUUAUGGUUGGAUCUGUCAGGAGUGUGACUCUACGUCUUCAAAAUCAUGCUUUCAGAGGCUGGCAUCAGAGAUAAACCACUUGCAAAUGAGCUCGGCAUCUGUUUUUCCACACAAGAGCAUGAAUUCCACCAUCGAAAAACAAAUGCACUAGACAUUUUCUAACUAUUCUCAGCUAUUGCCAAUGUAGGGUGGUGAUCUUUUACUUUGGAUUUUUGAAUGUGGAUCCAGUCAAGCAAGGGUAAUUAACUCUUCUGUGGAGAUACUGAACACAGUCUAGCGCAGCGGUCCCCAACCACCAGGCCGCAAAGCAUGUGCUACGGGGCCACGAGGAAAUGAUAUGAUUUGGCGAUAUGAUCCAGCUGCACUUUCUUCAUUCCUUGUCACGCCUACUGUUGAACUUGAACGCACGCAAGGUCAUUACCCUCGUGUCAUCCAUGUCAGCGCGGGAAGAAGAUCAACUCCUCAAGCUUGCAAAUGACGGCGGGCUGAAAAGUAUGUUUGACAUAACAUCUCUGCCGGCAUUCUGGAUCAAAGUCAAGGCUAAAUAUCCUGAGAUAGCCACAAAAUCACUAAAAACAUUGCUUCCAUUUCCAACAUAUCUCUGCGAAGCGGGAUUUUCUGCAAUGAAUGCAACAAAAACUAAAUUGUGGAAUAGACUGGACAUAAGGAACCCCCUUCGAGUAUCGCUAUCUCCCAUCACCCCUCAAUGACACCGUCUUGUUGCAGGAAAACAAGCCCAGGACUCCCGCUGAUUCAGCGAUAUUGGUGUGUUGCAAUGAUUUUAUAUGUUCAUACAAGGAAAAUAUGUGCUGUGUGUUUAAUAUCCGAACAUUACUUAAAAUGUCGUGAUGCUUUUGACUUAUAAGUGACUUAUAAUUGACUUAUCACUAUAUUCAUGCGCUGUGUUACAUAAAACCUAAAAUAACACUAACAUAUAGUAAAAGCAGGAAUGAUAUGAUACACUGCAUAUAUAAAGUAGAAAUAAUGUAUACACAGUGUAGUUUCACUGAACAGAAUUGCCAAAAAUGAUUUGUAGAAAAAAAUGGGCACGUACACGCAUGUGGACGUAGGUGCCCACGCAAGGCUUCAUGGUCAUGGUAGUCUUUCCUGGGGUAAACACAACGUACUUGACUGCUUCUCUUGUCCGUUGGCAACCCUACCACCCCACCCCCACCCCCCGGUCGGCCGGUCCGCAAGAAUAUUGUCAAUAUUAAACCGGUCCGCAGUGCGAUAAAGGAUAGAACAGGCUAAGCAUUUAGCAACUACAUGAAUCAUUUGUUAUUGCAAAAAAAACUGUUGCUCAGUCCUGCCGACUGCCAAGAAAUCUUGCUUGAAAUGGUCAAUGAGUUUCAAUUUCAUGGAUUCUUCAGUCUAUUAAUCUGGUUCCCAUUUGGCUGAUCAUAUAGAUUUGGAAUCUGUUGGAUAUUUGGAUGGAUUUUAAUUAAUGCAAUUUUUGAUCCAAAAGUGAAGAUAUCAAAGGAAAUUCAUGGCUAAGGUGGGUUAGUUUAAUAUUACAAAUUUAUCCACUUUCCUGGAUUUCUGAAAAUAAUUCAAAAAUAUGCAUAAGGAAUGAAGAGAGGAGAAAAAAUGACAAAUUGUAUGAGAGUAUGGCUCAGAGUUGUAAUACAUCUUUUCAGAGUAUGGUAAAGUCCUUUCCAACAAUGGAUCCAACCAACUAAAGAUGACAAUUAGCUAAUUAUGGAAAUAGUGAAUGUAAUCUCAUAAGAACUAAGGAUGAGCUUAGAGAAGAGUAGGUAAUUCAAGGCAAUGCACUUCUGGAGUUGCAGCCACCGUGUCAUACAGCUAAACCUGUCAGUCAUUUUUACUGUAGCAAGGUCUCUGAGGAUAAUACUGAAUCACCAGAUUAUCUGAAUUUGAUGGUGUUAAUUCGAUAAGCAUCCUCCCUAGCUUGAGUACUACAAUAGAGUAGACAGGCAAUCCAUGCAGGGUAAGCUAAAAUUAACUUCACUGUCCUGAUGAAAUGCAGUCUUGUACAUCCGUGAAUGAUGGAAUGAUCAUCCAUUCCUAUGACAAAAUGUUCCAGUGCAAUAUGUCAACAUUUCCCCCAUCCCUCCUCACUCUUUGAAAUAACUAUUUUUAGUUAACAAUUCCGCCUCAUUGAUGUCUAAUGAACAGAAAUUGCCUUUAUUAUAAUCAUACCAAAAAUCUAUAAACCUCUAUUGGAUCUCCUCUGAAGCAUUGUGAUUCAGUUAAAGCCUUUCAUAAAUUUUGAGCAUUUCUAUAUUAUGCUUCCCAUGUCUGUCAUCAAUUACCAAUGUUCAAUGGGUGUUACACAGUUUAUCAUGAGAAAUUUGCUUUCGCUCUUACAAAAGAAAACCCUGAAAUACAAUCUUUGGCUUGUUUAUUGUUUAUCUGUAUUUGCAUUUCAUAAAAUUACAUAAAUCUUCAAUCUAUACACAAACAUUUUCACUCUUCCAAAACACAUCUUCUCACAGUUUCCAAUAUAAAAUUGAAUCUAUUAUCUAUCUACCCACUGCAUUAUCUGAGCAUUUUGAUGAAGUCUUAGUUUUGCAUCAUUCUUGUAAAAUGAGCCCGUCAUUACAUUUUAUUGCAAUAUUACGCAAAGCAUUCCACUUGUUUUUGGGUUUAUAUGAAUCUGAAAUUGCAACCUUCUUGGUAAAUGAUAACUACCUUCUUUAAAGACAGAAUUAUUUUGAACUACUAAUAGAGAUACUGUACU